Messenger RNA from Paraglomus occultum, 1923 nucleotides. The record is from the annotation of a GenBank genome assembly. Lineage: Eukaryota; Fungi; Glomeromycota; Glomeromycetes; Paraglomerales; Paraglomeraceae.
AUGUCGACUCGACGAGUUCUGUCCCCCUCGUUCUGCGUGGAAUUUCUAACAAGAUCUUCUACUACUGCUUCUGACCCUGGUGAACUAAUGGAUGCACCUAUACCCGGACUGGAGUUGAGGGAGUCUUACACAAUAGAUACAGUAGAUAAAAUAGAUACAGUGUCGGGUAUCACCUCUUUCUUCAAUCGAUUAAGGCCAGGCCACAGAUCAGUAAACCAUCAAACUGAUAUCCCAACCCAUCACUCUUCUCCAACCCAAGCUUCGUUUCAUAAUGAUUCCCAUCACUCUCCAUCACAAGUCCUAUCUUCAGAUGUCACUAUCACUAAUUGCGAACCAGCUACAACUCUGUCCGCGCAAGCAGAAGAAUCAUUGAAUGAUAAUUAUCCACUCGAAGCAAAAAAUGAUGCUCAGUGUUCUCCAAAUUCUAACGUCGCUACCGCUAACGACAUGCCAGUGACAGCUAAGCCAUUCCCAUCGGUUCACUUUCCCCGGCGAAACUCAGUCAGACUUUCUACGCUACGACCAAUGGGACAAUUUGGUCAAUGUGAUGAAUGCAAAAGCACAAGAACAGGAUACAAUUGGUGUCAAUAUUGCAACAACGAACAGUUUCAAAAGAAUUUUGCAAAUUGGACGAGUGGCUCCGAAGAAAUCGAUGAUUUUAUUCAAGAAGCUCAACUUAAGGCAACCAAUGCCAGAUCUAUCCUGGAAUGGAUAGACUAUGAAGAGUUUACAAAUGUGAAGCAUCUUGCAAAUGGCGGUAACAGCUCAGUAUUUACAGCAUAUUGGCCUCGAGGACCUAUUCGGACAUGGGACGCAGAUGACGAUGAAUGGGGGCGAGGCUGGGAUCAAGCAAAUUCGAACUUGGGUGCAUACCACAAAUUCAGCACGUUGGUUUCGCACGUCGUACAUUGUUAUGGCAUCUCACGCUGUCCAUCCACUAACGAGUUUAUAGUCGUCACCUCAUAUGCUGAGGAUGGCGAUCUCCGGCAAUAUAUGUCCAAGAACUUUGAUAAUUUUACUCUACAGAAAAAAAUUAUCACUCUCAGAGACAUUGCAAGCGGCUUGAUCAAUACUAUCUUCCUUUCGCUACAAACUUUGAAGAAAGACUUGCACACUGGGAACAUUCUGCGAUCUGGUACCUGGACAAUGAUAAGUGAUCUCGGUCUUUGCUGGAAUAAUACUUCCGUGACUGGAAAUGAAACGCCAGUUCAUGGUGUGCUUCCUUAUGUAGCACCAGAAGUGUUACGUAAAGCGCCAUACACUCGAGCAGCCGACGUUUAUAGCGUUGGAAUGAUUAUGUAUGAACUAUGGUCAGGCAGGCCACCCUUCGAAGGAAAAGAUUACGAUGUACAUCUAGCAAUGGAUAUAUGUUCAGGAAUGCGUCCCGACCUUCCCUCUGACAUACCCGACUACUAUUCCCUUAUUAUGCAAGCAUGCUGGGCAGACAACCCUGAAAUAAGACCUACAUCGCGUGAAUUAGAAAGGACAUUUGAUAAUUGGAUUGAAAAGAUUGCAAAUGGGGAGCUGAUUUGUCCCAAAACUUUUGCCAACAAGAGAUCAGUAAAUUUGACAACGCAAAAUAAUGAAUCUAGUCUAUAUAGUAUACCUGAACGUAGCAUGAGUCAACCAAUUCCUCCAUUAUCCGCUGAUCAGCAUGAGAUUCUAAAUGAACUGGAUGAACGUCGAGAAGCUGUAUAUCACCGCUGUCUUAAUGUUCGGCUCCUCGAAAUGGCUGAAGAAAGGACCAAAAAUCAAGAACAAGUCAAUCCGAUGACUUGGACACGGGAACUCAAAACGCUUGCUGAUGAAAUCUUUGGCAGUUCAGUAAACGUAUUACCAAUUGCGUUCAAUAUCGUAACAACUGGGCCCGAGUCCACAAUGACCGCAGACAUUGAUAGGAGACAGAAUAUCAACAGUAAGUGA